AUGGACACCCCGAAAUCUAAAGAUAAAUUGAGUGCAAGACAAGAUCUUGAGAUGCUAUGUGACCGGCCUCUUCUAAACCCCGUCCGGGACAAAAAAGGGAAGGCUUGGAUCAAGAAAGGAGACUACACUUUAGAGAGGGUCGAUGUUAAAAAAGUUUGUGCUUGGCUGAAAAAGUUGAAAUUUCCAGACGGAUAUGCAUCGAAUAUAGGGAAUUGUGUGAACAUCAAAAAUGGUAGUUUUUACGGUUUCAAGAGCCAUGACUGUCACGUCUUUAUGCAACGUUUGUUUCCACUUGCUAUUAGAGGGUUUGUUCCAAAUAUGGUAUAUGAGGCCAUAACAGAGUUAUGCAUGUUUUUUCGAGUAUUAUGUUCAAAAACAUUGCAUAUGGAGGACUUGUACAACAUGAAACGCAGUAUUGCUCAAACCAUCUGCAAGUUGGAGAAAAUAUUCCCUCCUAGUUUCUUUGAUUCCAUGGAACACCUAAUCAUACAUUUAGCUGAUGAAGCAAUUCUUGGUGGUCCGGUGCAAUACAGAUGGAUCUAUCAAUAUGAGAGUGGAGAUAUAUUAAGCGUAUUUGCCUUUCCAUCAAGAAGAUUAUAUGAAAAGGGUGGAAAGAAAAGACCCUUGAAACAUGAAGAACUUCACAAAGCACACACUUACAUCCUACUAAACUGUGUAGAAGUUGCCCCUUUCAUCACAAAAUUUGAUCGAGCAGCCCAAGCAUCAUAUCAAAAUGAACCAAUUUCAGUACUUAGAGAUAAAUACUUUGCAGAAUGGUUUAAAUACAAAGUAACGGGGGACUCAACUGAUGGAAGUGCUAAACAUUUAGAACCUUUAGCAAAUGGACCCUCGAACAAUGCUCGGUCUUAUAACGGCUACUUUGUAAAUGGUUAUAAGUUCCACACACAAGAAUAUGGUAAAGGACGUGCAACAAAUAACUAUGGACUAUGCGUGAGGGGGGAGAUAUAUAAUGGCGAAGAGUCAGACUACUACGGCUUAUUGGAUGAGAUCCUAGAGAUUAACUAUUAUGACAUUGGGCGCUCGACUGUUGUGCUAUUCAAAUGCACUUGGUUUGAUAAUAUCCGUGGUGUAGUAGUUAAUAAGAAUAAAUUGGUUGAUGUUAAACCUACGUCUCAUAUUGAAACUAAUGAUCCUUUUUGUUUGGCAUCACAAGCGGAACACGUAUUUUAUACACCAUAUCCUGCGGUGACAGAUGAAUUAAAAGAUCUUUGGGCAGUUGUCAAGACAAAACCAAGAGGGGUAUAUGAAGUCACCAAAGCUGAAACGGAAGUUGCGCUUGAUGGAAGUACUGAAGCAAAUGGAGUCUUUCAUCUUGAUGAACGGUUUGAGUUACCGAAUGAAGUAAAUGUUAGUGAACGUUUGAGCCUAGCCUCAAAUAGAACUAACUUUGAGCAAAUAUCUUCCGAUGAGAGUGAGGGUUCUGAAGCGGAAAACCAAGAAGAUGAUACAGAUGAAGAUGAUAGAGACGAACCAUUUUAUUUUGACUACUAUCCAGAUGAGGACGAAUGUUAG
This is a messenger RNA of Lactuca sativa (garden lettuce), 1533 nucleotides long. Lineage: Eukaryota; Viridiplantae; Streptophyta; Magnoliopsida; Asterales; Asteraceae. The record is from RefSeq and is a predicted model, not a curated record.